AUGUUACCUUCUCUUAAAGUUGACGAAAAAGAAGCCUGUCGACUUCAAAGGAAAAAAGAAAAUUUAGAAAAAAUAAAAGCUAGAUUACUUAAUCCUCGAUUAAAAGAAAAUGGGGCGGAUGUUGAAACGUGGAAAAGGCAACAGGAGGAAAAAAAAAGAUUGAAAGAAGAAGAACAGAGGAAAGAACUUGAAUAUCAGAGGCAAAAACUCAAAGAAGAUUUGAUAUGUGUCAUAACAGAUAAGAAAAUACAAGAUGAAAAAAAAGAAAUAUUAAAAAAAGUUCAAGAGUUUAGACAAAAUUAUCAAUCUUUUGAAAGCAGAAGAGAAUAUGAUUUAAAUGAUCCGCAUUAUAAAAAAAAGGCAUUACCCAUUAGAAUAUCAGAUGAUGAUCCAAGAUGUACAAUUUCUUCAGUACAAAAGUUUGAAGGAGAAGAUCUUAGAAGAAUAGAAAGAUUGAGAAUACAAGGUGAACAAACCAGAGCAUGGCUCGAACAACAAAUUGCUGAAAAACGACAAGAUGAACAAGAAAAAGAAAAAGCUGAACAAGUUUAUAUGGAAGCUCUUGUGGCCAGAGAUAAAAGAUCCGUACAGUUGGCUAAACUGGAAGAGGAAUGCAUAAGAAAACUUCAACAGUCAACAGCGGAAUACAACAAAAUUUUAGCAAACGAAAAAGAAAUAAGAGAAAGGAAUCGUCGUCUUAAAGAUGAUUUAGAUAAAGAAGCAGAAAAAGUUAAUUGGAUUAAUUCGGAUUUAUUAACGGAAAAUCCUGAAGUUGCAGCAAGUAGUUUGGGUCCUCAUAGAAUGAUUGGAUAUUUGUAUAAAGGAGGAGGACCAGGAAAAGCAAAAGAAAUUGCUAAAUUUUUAGAAAUGCAAAAAGAGGAAAAAAAGAGACGUCAAUCUGAAGAAGCAAUUAUUAAUAAAGAAUGGGACGCAUUGGCUAAAAAAAUGGAUCGUCAAAUACUUAAUAAAGAUAAAGAAUUGAUGAAACAACAAAGAAUGUUAAAUGCUGAAAUGUUUGAAAUCAACAAAAAAUUGGCUUUCGAAAAACAAGAGAGAGAAGAAUAUAUGAAAAAAAUAUGCACAAAUAUUCCGACGGAAGAAUAUUAUAAUAAAUUUAACAGUAGUCUUUAUUGA
Pediculus humanus corporis (human body louse) is the source of this 1134-nucleotide messenger RNA. RefSeq names its product myosin heavy chain, clone, putative. The transcript has 6 exons. NCBI's taxonomy places the organism in Eukaryota, Metazoa, Arthropoda, Insecta, Psocodea, Pediculidae. Bases 1 to 1134 code for a protein of 377 amino acids. The record is from RefSeq and is a predicted model, not a curated record.